This is a messenger RNA of Colletotrichum destructivum, 3112 nucleotides long. Its product is annotated as Putative inhibitor of growth histone-binding protein. NCBI's taxonomy places the organism in Eukaryota, Fungi, Ascomycota, Sordariomycetes, Glomerellales, Glomerellaceae. The coding region runs from base 325 to 2481 and encodes 718 amino acids. Gene Ontology annotation, cellular component: histone acetyltransferase complex; nucleus. Gene Ontology annotation, molecular function: histone acetyltransferase activity. Gene Ontology annotation, biological process: regulation of DNA-templated transcription. The record is from RefSeq and is a predicted model, not a curated record. The transcript is spliced from 3 exons.
CUGAAGGUCCCCCAAAUGUGCGUCGGAUGGAUGAUGGAAUAUCCCGAGGCGUUCGCUCUUGAUUUUCCUCGCGCACUCCCCUCCUCCACGCCUGUCAUUCUGCACCUCCCAGUUUACCUUGCCAUAAACGAUCAGAAUGCCCUAAGUUUAUUCCAGCAACCUUUUUACAUUGUGUGAAUCUCGUCCAUCUGCUGGACCAGACGUCUCCAGAUUUCGCCUGUCCAGUCCACGACGCCUACUUCCAGCAUCUCGUGGCGGCGUCAGGCCCUUGCUUUCACUCCCACGGCCUCGCAACUCCCGCGCGACGCACCGCUUGAAGCCGCAAUGAAGUCAGCUAAAGCAGCGUCAGGGGACGCUUCGUCGAGCAGCAGGAGAUCGCAGCCGGUUCGCCAGACUCGUACCAACCCCCCGCGCGUCUCGUCUGGCCUCCGCGGAUCGGCCAACGGGCGCGACUCUCUUGCUGGCGGCACUGCUUCCGACCAGCCCAUCGACAUCUACCCUGCGAUUACCUACUUCUCCGAUGCCAUUGCCGCUCUCCCGAAAGAGCUCGUCCGACACUUCACCUUGCUGAAAGAGGUCGAUGCCAAAAUCUUCGCCCCCGAAGAUGCGCUUUUCAAGCUCGUCGACACUGCCAUGAACGCUCCCCCUCCCCAGCCCCGACCGGCGAACGAUGCAUCCAGCAGUGUCGCGCCCGCGUCAGCGCCGAUGAGUGCGCAGAACAGCUCCAGCGGAGCUCCUCCUGGCGGCCCGGUACCUCCUGCUCCCUCGACCGACGGUUCCUACACGACGUCGAUUUACGACCCCAGCACCUACCCACGGAGACAGCUGUUUCGACAGACAGCGUACAAGAUCCAGGAGAUGCUUGGAUCGUUAGAGGAGAAGAACCAUGUCAUCUCUACUGCGAAUGAUGCUCUCCAAAAACAGCUCGCUCGGAUUGACGACGUCUGGCCGCACGUCGAGACCGAAUUCAGCGACGAAGCGAAGUGGGGGAGCACCACACACUGGGCCUACCCCGAGAACAGAGCCGCCACCAAGGCGGCACACACUGAGCGCUCACGGCGUGAGGGCGCUGCUGCCAUCUCUGCUGCUGCCCAGCAGUUGGCAGAGGAGGCCGCCGCCCGAAGCGAAUCGCGCAAGCAGGCUGUUCAAGCGAAGAAGAGUCAGAAGACUGCACCUCAAGAAUCGGACUUUGACGAGGCCGAAGGCCGCGGCAAGGCAGAACCGGGCAAGAAGGGUCACGGAAGCAGUAAGGCGCGCAAGGCAGCCGAACCCGCCGCCAACGUGGGCUUGGGCAUCUCGACAAAUGGCACCACGAAUGGAGCGGCGCCGCAGCCCAAGAGACGCAAGGUCGAGAAGACGCCUAGCGGAAACAAUGCGACGGAGCGGGCUAUGAGUGCCGUCUUCGGAGCCACUGCGUCAAAGGCGAAAACCACAAGCCCCAGAGAGACUCCGGCACCAGAAGGCGGCCCGAAGAAGCGAAAGGCCCUCCCGACUGGUACUGGCCAGGCCAAGAAAAGCAAAAACGGAGCCACCGGCAUGUCUCCCUCGGUUGCUUCAUCUCCCGUCAUGAGUACCUUUCCCGACCCUAUAUUACCUCGAGGCUCUCCAGCGCCAACUGUCACCCCGGUGCCCCCUGCUCCCAAGCCUCCCACUUCUUCACGGGCCAAGCAAAGUACAACUCAAGCGGCGGUGGAGGGUGGAAAGCAGUCUCGACCGCCGUCGUCUGCGUCGGCCAAGCCGAACGGAAUCGUACCACCGCCGAUGCCCGAGGUCGCCCCGUCGGCGACGUUGCCAAAGCCUACCGUCGAGACGAAGCCUGUUGUCGAGGAGCUUUCGGUGCCGCCUGCACUGGAGCCCCCGAAACAAGAGCCUGAGCCGAUCGAGAUGAUCGCCAAGCCAAGCAUACCCGCGGCGAAGCAGAAGAAGGAAACACCGAAGCCCGAGGAAAUCGAGACACCUGUAGAACCUCCACCGGUGCACCAGACAAUCACCGCCGCCACGGUGACGAAAAGCGGACGCGCCAGUAAGCCGUCGACACCUGCGAUGGCGACAUUCCAGGAGGCAGCAAGACCCAAGUCGGCCCGCAAUACAGAUAGCAACAACACGAGCAAGCGGAAGAAGAGCAAUGCAGUCACAACUGGCAAGGCCACCAAGACGGCGGACCAAACCGAGGACAGUGAGGAUAUCGAAGAGGCGGAGAUACAUGCCAGCAAACGCUACGACUACACGGAGGACGAGCCAACGUAUUGCUACUGCACUAGCGUAAGCUACGGCGAGAUGGUAGCUUGUGAUGCGAACAACUGCGAGCGGGAAUGGUUCCACCUUAACUGCGUGGGUCUCAAGGUAGCCCCCAAGGGCAGCUCGAAAUGGUACUGCGAAGAGUGUCUGCAACGUCUCUCGAAGCAAGGAAAGAAGCUGAGCAAGUACAACGUGCUGCCGGACUCCCUGAAUAUGCGCAAGCAACGAGCGCCUCCGUACUGAGUAGGGAUGGGCCGAGCCCACACGCAAGUGGCGUCAAGGGAUGGCGACGGACGCGGACGUUCUUUCGCUCAUGGGAAUAUCCCACACAUUACACGGUGUUGAUUUCAUUUAGCUCUUUGGUAUGGCGGUAGACGCAACUCGGGUGUGUCGACUCUGGACACCUUGCAAGCAUCGGGAUGGCGAAGCCAAUCGACAAGGGAGGGGGGGCAACAGUACAUACCCCUCGGCUGCCCCCUUGGCAAAUGGAGUAACAGUACAUACUGCCGGGAUGGCAGAGGGCGUGUGGUGUUUGGUGAAGGGUUCAGCUGGGUGGGUGGGCGGUGACGAUGGCGAUCUGGGCCCGUUAUGUGAAAGGGGUCUUUUCUCGUGGCCGAGGCACGAGUAUUGUCUGACCACCUCUUUUGGUUUUCUCUUUUCCGUGUCCCUAAUCGGGAUAGAGUGGCAUCUAAUCGGGAGCUGGAGCUCAAGCAGCACGAAUGUUUCCACUGAAUGAAGAAUCGCAUGCUAUUAUGCCCCCGCGGAAAUGGGAAAUCGAAUCUCCCCUUCUUCCCUUGAUUUAUCUCUCUCUUUCCCUCUUCUACUCAAUCGGAUGGUUUCCGCUUGUGGUUUAUGCCGUGCUUCCCCGGUGCUU